AUGGCUGCCAAACCAGACGUCUCUGCGGAAGAGAGGACGCCGGCAAAGCGAAGUAUAUGGCGCCUUGCCGGAUCAUUCGGUCGUUUACUGGUCUACGGUGACCCCUCGUCUACUGACCUGAUUAUCCUCUUUAUCGGGUUACUCGCCGCAAUUGCCUCCGGAGUGCCAUUCCCUAUCAUGUCAAUUGUUUUUGGACAGCUGGUUAAUGGAUUGAACUCGGCCACAUGUGAAGUGCAGUCCUCCACGGCUGCAUCCUACCAAGACGGAAUCAACUCCAAAAUCUUAGUGAUCGUCUACGUCGGAAUUGCCUAUUUUGUGCUUAUAUAUAUCUAUACGCUCUGUUGGAAUCUUUCUAGUGAACGGCUAGCUCAGCGGCUGCGCGAGAAAUACUUCAGCGCCAUUUUGCGCCAGGAUGCGGCAUUCUUCGACAAUAUGCCUGCUGGUGACGUGUCUUCUCGUAUCACCGGUGAUAUUUCCGUCGUACAGCAGGGUGCGAAUGAAAAGGUCGGUAUUGUUAUAAAUAGCGUGUCUUUCUUCAUCGCUGCGUAUGUCGUGGCAUUCAUCAAAGAUCCGAAGCUGGCCGGUAUGCUGGUAUCUCUUACCCCAGCAUAUCUUAUUAUGGCGCUAGGUGGCGGAUAUUUUGUGCAAAAGUAUUUUGGACGCUCAUUGGAGAGCAUAGGUAAAGCGUCAUCGGUGGCGCUGGAGGCAUUUUCCAAUAUAGCACUUGUGCACUCACUGUCAGCGAAUGCGCGACUAGAGGAGAAAUUCGUUGAAGUCCUAACCCCGGCAUUGUCAGCUGGUGUAUGGAAGUCCGUAGUCAUGGCGAUCCAGGCUGGACUCUUAUACUUUAUCGCCUUUUCGGCGAAUGGUCUUGCCUUCUGGCAAGGUUCACGACAAAUUGCGAGUGCCGUAGAGUCGGCUAAUGGUGGCAUUAGUGUUGGCUCUAUCUUCACUGUGAUCCUCAUUCUUGUGGAUGCUUCUUUGAUUCUUAGCCAGGCUACCCCCUUUCUGCGUAGUUUUGACUCGGCCUUGGUAGCUUUUACCAAGCUAGAGAAAGAAAUGGAACAUUCAUCAAAGAUUGACGGUACUGUCAAAGAUACCGGUGGAGUCCUGUCAUACUUUUCUGGAAGUGUGGAGCUGCGCAAUGUACAUUUUACUUUUCCAUCUCGACCAGAAAAACCGGUACUACAGGAUUUGUCUUUGAAAUGUCCAUCCAGUCAGCACACUGCUAUUGUUGGUCUUUCAGGAAGUGGUAAAUCCACCGUUGCUGGUUUGAUAACCCGAUUUUACAACGCGGAUCAAGGUAUUGUGCUACUGGAUGACCACGAUGUCAAGGAGUUGAAUGUUCGGACGGUCCGAAGCUGGAUUAGCCUUGUGCAGCAGGAGCCAUAUCUUUUGGACAGAUCCAUUCUCGAGAAUAUCGCUCUUGGUCUCGUUAACUCUCCCAGUCAUGAACAUCUGCACACCGUUCUGAUGAGUGACAUCCUCGCAAAUGUGGCUACAGCAGUAAGAGAUGGCCAAGACCUAACGGCGGCAUCUCAAGACUAUGGGGCACAGGUGCAAGAAAUUGUCCAAUUGGUUUUAAAUGCUGCUGUGUUAGCAGAUGCAUCAGGUUUUAUUGAAAGCCUUGAUGAAGGGUAUGGAACCUCGGUUGGCGCCAAAGGCCAUCUCAUCAGCGGUGGCCAGAAACAAAGGAUUUCACUGGCACGCGCCCUCGUCAAGAACCCACGCAUACUUAUUCUUGACGAGGCCACUGCAUCUCUCGACUCAGCAUCGGAAAUGCGCAUUCAGCAAGCUUUGGCCAAAGUAGCCGUUGGCAGAACAGUAAUCACAAUUGCUCACAGGCUCUCAACAAUCAAGAGUGCAGACAAUAUUAUUGUCAUGCGUCAAGGUAAAGUUGUAGAGCAAGGAACACACCAGAAUUUAGUAGAAGCCAAUGGUGCCUAUGCCGAGCUUGUUCGUCUGCAGAACCUGAAUGUCAGCGGCAGCAGUGAGGAUAAUGAAGAACAGGGUGUUGGCUCUGUUCGCUCUGGCUUCUCAACAGAAGAGAUCAUUGAUAAGCCUGCAGAAUUUCAGACAUCAACCAUAGAGACGGAUAAGGAAGCUUUGCAGGCUGAAAGCCAGGGGUCAAGAAACGAGAAUGAUGUUGACAAGAGAAGACUGACGUCGACGGCGCGCUCUAUGGGUGCUCUUUUCAGACCAUAUUCUUUUGUGCUGAUCAUCGCCAUAGUCGGAGCGGUCAUUAUUGGCGGAACAUACUGUGGUUCAGCAGUUAUUUUCGGUAACGUCGUGGGCAAGCUCAGUUAUUGCGAGGAACCAAGCUCCAUUCGCCAUUCCGGUGAACUUUUCGGACUCAUGUUUUUCAUCCUAGCUAUCAUCGAAUUCUCCGCCAAUGUCGUUAGCUGGUCCUUAUUUGGCUGGGUAUCAGAGCAAAUUAUUUAUAAGGUACGCGUACUAUCUUUGCGGUCGAUUCUCGAACAGGAUCUGGCAUGGCACGAAUCGAAAGGUCAGAACCCGUCUCUAUUGCUUGGAUUAAUUACGAAUGAUAGCAAUGCGUUGGGUGGUCUCACUGGCUCUGUAGUCUGUACAAUUCUAUCAAUUCUUGUUAGUCUGAUUGCGUCAAUCACCAUGACUCACAUAAUAGCCUGGAAAAUUGCAAUAGUGUGUCUUUCAGUAGUGCCACUGCUGCUGGGUGCCGCCUAUAUGCGGAUCACCACGCUAGCGAAUUUUGAGGAGAAGCAUUUGGAAGCAUUUGCAAAUUCCAACGCCAUUGCUGUUGAGGCGGUGAAUUCAAUCAAAACCGUGAUGUCUCUUUCAUUAGAACACGAGAUUCUUGGUACAUAUCGUCGGUCACUUGAGGAACCCAUGCGUCAAAUUGCCAUGCACAGUGCAUGGGCAAACUUGUGGCUAGCUGCUGGAUACGGGCUGAGCAACUUUCUCUACGCACUAGCAUACUGGUGGGGAUCGACAAGGAUUAUCGCCGGCGAGUACAGUCAAACUCGAUUCUUUAUUGUACAAAUUGCUCUACUCGUCAGCUCUCAGCUAUGGGGUCAAGCGUUCGCCCUCGCUCCUGAUGUUUCGCGCGCAUUCCAGGCUACACGUAGAUUAUUGAACGUGCUCGAAAUGGGAUCGACGAACAAGCUUUCCGCACCUCUCACUCCAAUUUGGGACAUUGAAGCUACUGCUACUUGUAGUGAGAAGCCACAGUCAUCUGUUGGCGGCAUAGGCGUUACAUUUAAGCAGGUUGUCUUUUCAUAUCCUGCAAGGCCAGACACUCGAGUUCUCCACGGCCUGGAUCUCAGCAUCCAGCCCAGGCAAUUCGCUGCCUUAGUCGGCCCGAGUGGUGCUGGAAAAUCGACAAUCGUAUCACUUGUUGAGGGUCUUUAUAUGCCAGAAUCGGGAAUAGUCGAAGUUGACGGUCACAACAUCGCAUAUGGAGCAGACACAUUUCGUCAUGACAUUUCCUAUGUUCCGCAGCAAAGUUUCAUGUUUGACGGUUCCAUCCGAUUCAAUCUAACCCUGGGCGCAAGACCAGGCCAAAGGGUGACUCAGGAGGAACUAGAGGAAGCAUGCCGAUUGGCUAACAUCCACGAUACCAUCAUGGAGUUACCAGAUGGCUAUGACUCCCAAUGUGGGCCAAACGGAGAUCGGCUUUCAGGAGGACAGAAGCAGCGACUGGCCAUCGCGCGGGCGCUUGUACGUAGACCAAAACUUCUGUUGCUAGAUGAGUCCACUAGUGCUCUUGACGCGGAGUCUGAACGAUUGCUUCGAGAUGGCCUUGACAAGGUCUCCAAGAAUAUGACCAUCAUUGCCAUUGCACAUCGCCUGUACACUAUUCGCAAGGCAGAUGUGAUCUUCCUGAUCGAGAAUGGGCGAUGUGUCGACAGAGGCACACAUUUAGAACUUCUGGAGCGCAGUGAGAGUUAUAGGGUGAAUGCGCUAAAUCAGGCGGUUAGUGAAUGA
Messenger RNA from Talaromyces proteolyticus, 3963 nucleotides. RefSeq names its product putative ABC multidrug transporter. The transcript is spliced from 3 exons. Gene Ontology annotation, molecular function: ATP hydrolysis activity; ATP binding; ABC-type transporter activity. The record is from RefSeq and is a predicted model, not a curated record. Lineage: Eukaryota; Fungi; Ascomycota; Eurotiomycetes; Eurotiales; Trichocomaceae. Gene Ontology annotation, cellular component: membrane. Gene Ontology annotation, biological process: transmembrane transport. Bases 1 to 3963 code for a protein of 1320 amino acids.